CAAUGUUUUCAAGUCUUCAUGCAAAACUCCUAAGCACGCCAUUGUUUGAAACAUUACUGCAAUGCCGUCGAUCUCGUCUAUAGCUGUUGCUGACAGAUUCAUCUAGCAUAUACAAAGAAAUAACACAGUUUUGAGAGCUGUGGAAAAGUAAGAUCCACGAUGGGAAUCAGUGAUCGGAAGUCAGUCAAUUAAUCCAUAUCAAUACUGCGGUGUGAUUUCUUUUAAAUGGAUUUGUUUCCAACUAGUGAACUGUUCAGAAGGUUUAACAAUAACACCGCUUCUACUCAACCGUGACAACCUAUGUCCGAGGUAAGGCAAUAGAGUAAAUAUAAAACCCCGUAUGUGAUUAACAGCCCAAUUGUACGUAACGUAAAAGGUAACUGUUUAUUGUUCAAGACAUCUUAAAAAAGCGUACGCAACAUGGGUACGUCGAUAGGCAUUGAUGAAAUCGACGAUAUUGAGCGCAUGUCCGAGCUAAUGAGGUGUCGAGGUCUAUCGUUAGGAGGACUGCAGACAUUAGACCAGAUGAAACAGAGGGCGAAAAAGGCUCUCAGAAUAUCAGAGAAGGCCUUUUUAGCGUUGACAGAGGCCAGGGAAGAAGUCGAGAGAAGACAAAAGCACUUGCUAGAAUUAUGCGUGAGCACAGAGGCCUGUCUAAAUAUGAUGAGUGACAAGGACUACGCUCUUCUGGAGCUGGGAGUCAAAAAUCUCAAGAACCAAUUGGCCUAUCACAUACAGAGAUUAGAGAGAGUGGAAUACGUCGUGCUUUUGUCAGGUGAAAGAGAUUCGAAAAAGAGCAUGUUGUUGAGUCUGAUUCUUGGGGAGCAACUCCUCCCUGACUCCUUCUUUGGCAUCUCUUCCGUUGUCCGCGAAUUAAGAUAUGGAGAAACCCACAAGCUGGUAGCGCACUAUAAAGACGCAGAUCCUGAAACAGGCCUUCCUUCAAAGACUAUCCAGCCUGGGGAGAUGGCUGUGAACUCUCAACAAAUCUUUCUUCAAAAAAUCUCCUGGUUUUUCCAAAAUGAAGAUCUGCAAGGUUCAGUUUUUGAUAAGAUUGAGAUCUUUUGGCCAAACAACCUGCUUAAGGAAAGAAUCUUUGUGGUUGACAGUCCAGGAUUUGGUAAAUCACCCAUCAUGGACGAGAAAGUGAAAGCGUACCUUUCUGAAGCUUUCGCAGUUAUCUGCGUCAUUGACAGCUCAGCGCAGCAACGAAGGAUGAUGGAACCAAUCAAACAAUUCCGAAAAGUAUGUCUUGACCAUCCAGAAUCCUCGUCAAUUUUUCCUCUUUUCCUAUGUAACAAUUGGGAUCAAGUAUCUCAAGAAGAAGCUGAUUCCAUCAAAAAUCACGUCAAGGGUGAAUUCAGAGAAUUCUGGCCUGAAAUAGACCCAGAUUCUCAAAUCAUUUACAUUUCAUCGCCUUACGCCACAAACGAUGAAACAGUUGUCGCGGAGUUUGCGUCACUGAUGGAUGCUAUUAAAUCCACCGCCUUGCAAAACAGUAAAGCAACGCUGCAAAUGCAGUGGAGGUGGCUUGACCUGGCCAUUUCACGUAUGACCCACCACAUGAAAAUGGUCAUGGAUCUUCUUUGCCCGCUCACCGAUCGUACAGACGUCUCUGAUUUACUUUCUGAACGCCUUCGUUACGUUGAUUUACAUUCUGAACGCCUUCGUUACGUUGAGAAGCGGCUGCGCUCAGUUGAAGACGAGUUGAAUGAGCAUUUCAGAAAACUGGCAGACGAUACCGUUAGGGAACUUUCCAAACACCUCCAGUCUUGUGAAGUUAUGGAAAAAUUUACCUCUUGGACGCUUGAAGAUAUUCCACACGCUGGAGAAAGUUGGGAGGUAACCGAAGAUCAUAUUAAAAAAGCAUUUAGGUCGCGACUUGAGAACACGAUUACCGCGUGGGAAGAAAAAAACCAAAUUUUAUUCAACACUCGCAGCUCUCUGGUCCAAUUGUCCGACCAGCGAUUUGAUGAAUGUAAGAAUCUACUCCCAUACCGAUACCUAGAGAACCUCGUCAUUACGGACGCUGCUGCUGCUAGUGGAUCAAAUACUUGCCAGUCUUCAAAUGACUUCGGGGCGGCCCAAAUAGUUAUGAUGGGGCUGACAAGUCCAAUUUGGGUUCCAUUUGUCCUAGCAGCUUUAGCUAGCAGUGUUCCAGUUGUUGGUGUCAUGACACUUAAAGAGAAAGUAAAAAAUUUGAAACGUUCAAGAAAAUAUGGAAAAGACAAACGUAGAUUCAUCGUGGGAGCCUCCCAUAAAUACCUUUGCAAAGUGGUUCAAGAGCAACAGCUUUCGCUGAUCGUGAAAGAGCAGCUCAAAGAUGUUCAUGUUUACCUUACAAAAGUUUCAUCUCGUUUGCACGAGCUCUUAGCCGCCGACAAAAUACUAUGUCAGCAGCUCAGAGAUGAGACCCGCUCUAGAGAUGAAAUUAAAAAAUGCUAUGGCCGUUUAAGAGAGAUGAGUGUGAGAGAAAAGGAAAAGAUGGCCCUCUUUUUCAUUAAAGAAUUACAGAGCAUGGAAAUAAGUCGUAAUGACUUGGAGUGGGAUCAAGACGAUCCAGCUUCACUUCUUGGAAAUGGAGCAUCCGCUUCAGUUUAUCGAGGAACAUUCAGGUUACCAGGACAGAGCGAACCAACACAGGUGGCUGUGAAAUUGUGGAGUAAAGAACUAAACGAACACAACGCGAUUGACGUCCUUUCUAAGACAGAAACACUGAGGAAGCUUUGCUUUCCCUUUAUUGUCAAGUUCUAUGGAACAGCAUUGCUGAAGGAAGGCGAUCAAUUGCGCGUGAUACAUGUUUUGGAAUUGUGCAAGGAAAACUUGAUGAAUCACAUUUUUCAGAAUCCUGAAAACAUUCCUGAAUCGUCUGGAAAAACCUCCGCCAAGAAUAAUGUGCUGUGCUGGGCAAAGGACGUAGCUGCUGCCCUAAAGUUUAUACACAACCAGGGUAUUGUUCACCGCAACUUCAAGCUGGAGAAAAUCUUGCUUUCACACAGAAAUGUCGUUAAGGUCUCUGGUUUUCGCCUUUCUGAAGAGGCUAAGAUCAUCGCAGACACCAUGACGGGAAGCGAUGCCUACCUUGCCCCGGAAGUGAUUCGUUGCAAAGAAUACGAUAACAAGACUGACAUAUACAGCUUUGGUAUAAUGCUUUGGGAGAUGUGGUACGGUAAGAGAGCCCUCCUUGAAAAAGCAGAACAUGUGUUGGACCAAGAGGCUGAGGGUGUAAGAACUUCAUAUGUACAAGGCGCUAUCAAGCCUCCAACUGGCUGGCAAGAUCUAAUGCAGCGUUGCUGGGAUGGAAAACCCCAAAAUCGACCAGAUGCGGCAGAGUGUCACAAGCUCCUGUCUGCGCUCUCCCAAGACGUUUGCGCGCCAACUCUAUGAACACUAGUUAUUACGUAAUCAUCUUAAACGUAUUUCAUAUUUAAAGAUAGAGUAACUGAGAAACAAUAGCAAUUGCCAGACUGAUUAAAAAAAACUCGUUCUGAUUGCUAUAGCUAGUAGAAAAGAGUGACAAACAAGGAAACAUGUAUUAUGAUAGAAUACAGUACCUGGUAGACUGUUGCCAAACAAGAACUCAUUUGU
Molecule: messenger RNA, 3588 nt
Organism: Pocillopora verrucosa
Lineage: Eukaryota; Metazoa; Cnidaria; Anthozoa; Scleractinia; Pocilloporidae
Biological process (GO): protein phosphorylation
Molecular function (GO): protein kinase activity; ATP binding
Source: RefSeq, a predicted model, not a curated record